ACCACAAGGGGGCCAUCUGCCCGACUGCCCCCCACUACCGCAGCGGGGCCCCCCCAUGGCAGUGGGCACCUCCCCUUGAAACCUGCCAAGCUGGACGCCACAGCCCUGCACGACGACACCUCGGCCAGCUCCACGCCCAUCUCUGAGGCUUGCAGCCAUGCAGUGCUAGCCUGCAGCCCGGGCAUCCCUGAAGAGUACUAUGUGAGCGAGGCUGCGGAAGAUGCUCCCAGCUACAGAGGGUACCGGGAUGCCUGCACCAUCACUGACGUGUGCAACAGCACCAACCUUCCAGAAGUUGAGAUCAUUAGCCUCCUGGAGGAGCAGCUGCCCCAUUACAAGCUGAGAGCUGACACCAUCUACGGUUACGACCACGAUGACUGGCUACACACGCCUCUCAUUUCCCCCGAUGCUAACAUUGACCUCACAACCGAGCAGAUUGAGGAGACGCUAAAAUACUUCCUUCUAUGUGCUGAGAGAGUUGGCCAGAUGACUAAGACAUACAAUGACAUAGAUGCUGUCACGAGGCUUCUUGAGGAGAAAGAGCGGGAUUUGGAGCUGGCCGCGCGUAUCGGCCAGUCAUUGUUGAAGAAGAACAAGACCCUAACUGAGAGGAACGAACUUCUGGAAGAGCAAGUGGAGCACAUCCGGGAGGAGGUAUCCCAGCUCCGACACGAGCUGUCCAUGAAGGAUGAGCUGCUCCAGUUCUACACCAGCGCCGCCGAGGAGAGCGAGCCCGAGUCCGUCUGCUCAACCCCACUGAAGAGAAAUGAGUCGUCCUCCUCUGUCCAGAAUUACUUCCACCUGGAUUCCCUUCAGAAGAAGCUGAAGGACCUCGAAGAGGAGAACGUUGUCCUUCGGUCUGAGGCCUGUCAGCUGAAGACGGAGACCAUCACCUAUGAAGAAAAGGAGCAGCAGCUGGUGAACGACUGCGUGAAGGAGCUGAGGGAUGCCAAUGUCCAGAUUGCGAGCAUCUCAGAGGAGCUGGCCAAGAAGACAGAAGAUGCUGCCCGACAGCAGGAGGAGAUCACGCACCUGCUGUCGCAGAUCGUGGACUUACAGAAGAAGGCGAAAUCUUGUGCAGUGGAAAAUGAAGAGCUUGUCCAGCACCUGGGUGCAGCCAAGGACGCCCAGCGGCAACUCACAGCAGAGCUUCGUGAGCUGGAGGACAAGUACGCCGAGUGCAUGGAAAUGCUCCACGAGGCGCAGGAGGAGCUGAAGAACCUGCGCAACAAGACGAUGCCCAACACCACGUCCCGGCGAUACCACUCCCUGGGCCUGUUCCCCAUGGACUCGUUGGCGGCGGAAAUCGAGGGAACCAUGCGUAAGGAGCUGCAGCUGGAAGAGCCGGAGUCCCCGGACAUCACCCACCAGAAGCGUGUCUUUGAGACCGUGAGAAACAUCAACCAAGUGGUCAAGCAGAGAUCAUUGACCCCUUCCCCUAUGAACAUCCCCGGCUCCAACCAGUCCUCAGCCAUGAACUCCCUCCUGUCCAGCUGCGUCAGCACGCCCCGCUCCAGCUUCUACGGCAGCGACGUUGGCAACGUGGUCCUUGACAACAAGACCAACAGCAUCCUCCUGGAAACAGAGGCAGCGGAGCUGGGGAAUGAGGAACGCAAUAAGAAGCCAGGCACCCCAGGCACCCCAGGCUCGCACGACCUGGAGACAGCGCUUAGGCGGCUGUCCCUGCGCCGGGAGAACUACCUGUCUGAGCGGAGGUUCUUCGAGGAGGAGCAGGAGAGGAAGCUGCGUGAGCUGGCUGAGAAAGGCGAGCUGCACAGUGGCUCGCUCACGCCCACCGAGAGCAUCAUGUCCCUGGGCACACAUUCGCGCUUCUCCGAGUUCACGGGCUUCUCCGGGAUGUCCUUCAGCAGUCGCUCCUACCUGCCCGAGAAGCUGCAGAUUGUGAAGCCGCUUGAAGGUUCAGCCACACUUCACCACUGGCAGCAGCUGGCCCAGCCUCAUCUCGGGGGCAUCCUGGACCCUCGUCCUGGUGUAGUCACCAAGGGCUUCCGCACGCUGGACGUUGACGUGGAUGAAGUGUACUGCCUUAACGACUUUGAGGAAGACGACACAGGUGACCACAUUUCUCUCACCGGCCUAGCUACCUCCACGCCAAUUCAGCACCCGGAGACCUCAGGUGAGAGGUCUCGAGCACGUGUGACUGUCUCAGGCAGCAGAAGUUACUCCAGCCAGCCUCAGGCUUCCCCAGAGGAGAUGCACAAGCCGCCAGCGCCAGCGGGCCUGGAGGAGGAGGAGGAGGGGUCUGCGCACUACCCUGGGAAGUGCAUGUCCCAGACCAACUCCACCUUCACCUUCACCACCUGCCGAAUCCUCCACCCUUCAGACGAGCUCACGCGGGUCACGCCGAGCCUUAACUCAGUCCCAGCUCCGGCUUGUAGCAGCACUAGCCACUUGAAGUCUACGCCAGUGGCCACUCCAUGCACCCCCCGGAGACUGAGCCUGGCCGAGUCCUUCACAAACAUCCGAGAGUCCACAACCACCAUGAGCACAUCCCUCGGACUGGUAUGGUUGCUGAAGGAACGAGGCAUCUCAGCGGCUGUGUACGACCCCCAGAGUUGGGACAGAGCCGGCAGGGGCUCCCUCCUCCACUCCUGCACCCCUAGGAUGGCUGUGAUCCCAUCCACCCCACCAAACUCCCCUAUGCAGACACCUGUGGCCUCGCCACCCUCCUUCGAGUUCAAGUGCACGAGCCCUCCCUACAACAACUUCCUGGCUUCCAAGCCCGCCAGCUCCAUCCUGAGGGAGGUGAGGGAAAAGAAACCGGUGAGGAGCAGCGAGAGCCAGACGGACGUGUCUGUCUCCAACCUCAACCUUGUGGACAAAGUCAGGAGGUUUGGGGUGGCCAGAGCGGUGAACUUGGGACGACCACAUAUCCCCACCUUGACUGAGGAUCAGGGACCUCUCCUCUGUGGAGCCACAGGACCAGCACAGGCUUUUGUCCCUGGGGGCCUGGUCCCUGAGGGCCUGCCUCUGGGGUGCCCCAGUGGCAUCCGGCGGAAUCGAAGUUUCCCCACCAUGGUCGGGUCCAGUGUGCAGAUGAGAGCCCCCGUGAUCCUCACCUCUGGCAUCUUGAUGGGUGCUAAGCUCCCCAAACAGACUAGCUUGCGGUGAGCCCAGGGAUGGCCGCCAUGCAGGAGAGCAGCUCCAAGCCUCCUGUCCCGCACAGAGCACCCACAGCCGUUUCCCCUCUGAGGUCUACUUCUCCCGAGCUAGACA
Phodopus roborovskii (desert hamster) is the source of this 3237-nucleotide messenger RNA. It is a transcript of the gene Trak1, whose product is annotated as trafficking kinesin protein 1. The transcript is spliced from 16 exons. Gene Ontology annotation, molecular function: GABA receptor binding. Bases 487 to 3132 code for a protein of 881 amino acids. Gene Ontology annotation, biological process: endosome to lysosome transport; neurogenesis; anterograde axonal transport of mitochondrion. The record is from RefSeq and is a predicted model, not a curated record. Gene Ontology annotation, cellular component: dendrite. NCBI's taxonomy places the organism in Eukaryota, Metazoa, Chordata, Mammalia, Rodentia, Cricetidae.